Schistosoma mattheei is the source of this 1215-nucleotide messenger RNA. Lineage: Eukaryota; Metazoa; Platyhelminthes; Trematoda; Strigeidida; Schistosomatidae. The record is from the annotation of a GenBank genome assembly.
AUGCGUCAAGUUUACGGUCAUUGGCCUUAUGAAUCACGUGAAUUAUGCGUAUACUGGCUCUCUCUCAACGUGUUCUUGUGUUCAGCUUCGAUAUUGAACAUAUGCUGUAUCUCUGUGGAUCGAUAUAUUGCAAUCAAUUAUCCGAUGAAAUAUAUCAGCAAGCGAACACGUCGUACUGCAUUUGCAAUGAUUGGAGGUGCUUGGAUGGCAUCUUUCUUAGCAAUGAUCCCAACUAUAUUUAGCUCCCAGCACCACACGGGAGUAGGCCGUUGUUACAUAAGAAGUGAUGCAAGAUACAGAUUUCUCAGAGGAACCUCGAUAUUCAUCAUACCAAUUUUGUUAGUCGGUUUCAUUUACAUUCGUAUAUUUUGGGUGAUUCGACGUCGUUCAAAGGAAUUCGAAUUUGGUCAGUUUUCAUCUAAUCCGAAAGAACAUAGAUUUGGAACAUUUAAAUUUCUUUUCAUUCCGAAUAAUAUUUAUAACCAUAGUUUUGGACGUAAAAUGAACUGUUUCAGUUCACGUAACUCUAAUCAGCGUCAAUUGUUUGUAUCAAAUUAUACACAAUCUAAUUUAUUUAUUGCAUAUACGCCCAGUAAGAGACGUAAAACUGCUAAAGAAUAUACUGAAAAUCAGUCUCACGGUCAAAGUUCGUCCACUCCAUUCUCUAAUAAGCGUUCCGAAAAAAUAGAACGAGAGUGCUCAGAAACUUCUAGCAAAUACACACAACAUAUUCACAUGUCUCCAAUAUCAAUGUUGCAUACAACGACCAAAUCUGAUCCAGAUGAUUCUUCUACAUUUUCGAUUCACAAUAGCAUUGAGAACACAGAAAUCUAUACUUUGCAAACUACAGAUACCAUCAAUAAAACAGUCGACGCUUCUAUGAACGAUCGGCAGAACGAUCAGCAACCUAAACACGAACACAGAUUAAACAGUCAGAAUGAACGAAUUGUGAAUUCCAAGCCGAAGUAUUCUAACACACACAAUAGUAUGAUUUACCAACGACGCAAACGCCUUGUAUACAAGAGUGAAAAGAAAACUGUGAAAAACAGUAGCAUUGGUGGAGCAUGUGAAUGUCUAUUGUCAGAAACAAUUUACAUGGCUACUGGUUGGAUAGCAUAUUUGAAUAGUAUGUGUAAUCCAAUUAUAUACGCAUUUUGUAAUAAAGAAUAUGCAAAAGCAUUUAAACGUUUGUUACAUAUUGGAAGUAAUAAUUGA